Molecule: messenger RNA, 1427 nt
Organism: Microbotryum saponariae
Lineage: Eukaryota; Fungi; Basidiomycota; Microbotryomycetes; Microbotryales; Microbotryaceae
Source: the annotation of a GenBank genome assembly
AUGGCACCUUUGCCCAAGUUCCCGCCGGUCGUGCAACUGCUCGUCUGCGCCGGGGGCAUCUACGUCAGCUUCAUGGUCUGGGCAUUGGUGAGCAAUGCUACCUCGGUCAUGGGCUGAGAGCUGUUUUCUGACGGAUCUCGUGUGCUUUCUUUCCUUCAGUGUCAAGAACGGCGUGAGUGACAAACCUCCCGCUCAGUCUCGAGCUCUGCUCUCGCAGCGCUGACGGGGUGCUGACCCCUAUUGCGCUUUCCCUUCGCCAACGAAUCGCAGUGUCGACCACACCUUACGAGCACCGGUCAAUACCUGGUCGAUCCGACAAAUUCCGAGCUGUUGUCUUCCUCAACACUGUUCAAUCCGUCUUUUCGACUAUCUCGGCGCUCGUAUUCCUCUACCUGACAAAGUACAAGGCGGGACAGUCAUUCCGCUCGCUCGUCGGGCUUCCACCUCCGCGGCCUAAGACUGCCACUGCGAGGUUACCCCAACGACGAACAUCGAUUGAUACGCGUGGAGCUCCGAUUUCGACGUCAUCACCCCCUGCCUCGUCGCUACUCAAGACCUACGCCUUCAUUUCGCUCGUGUCGUCGCUCGCCUCGCCGUUCGGAUUCUUGUCUCUCUCACACAUCUCAUUCCCGACCCUGCUCUUGGGCAAGUCGUGCAAGCUGGUCCCGGUGAUGCUCAUGAACAUAAUACUUUACCGACGCAAGUUCCCUUUGCACAAGUACGCGCUCGUCGGUCUGGUCACGGCCGGGAUCUGGGCCUUCAUGGCGUUCAAACCUCAGAGCAAACCCGCCAAAGGACCGGCGACGUCGUCCUUGCUUGGCAUGGUCUUGCUCGGCAUCAACCUCGUCCUCGAUGGCGUCGUCAACGCGACGCAGGACCACGUCUUCGCCACUUAUCGUCCCUUGGAUGGACCACAGAUGAUGUUCUUCAUGAACCUGUUUUCGACCGCGCUCACGAUCGUCGCUUUGCUGUUCCCUACCUCGCUCACGCCCUCGUUCCUCGCGCCGAGUGUCGCUCGCCACGAAUUCCACAUCUUACCCGUCGACGACCUCGCUCCAAGCGUACCUUUCAACGCCCUUUCUUCGGCCUUGAACUUCAUCUCGACCCACCCCAAAGCCAAAUUCGACAUCUUCCUCUUUGGUCUGACAGGCGCGAUCGGACAAUUGUUUAUCUUUGCGACCUUGUCCCUAUACGGUUCCUUGACGUUGGUAACUAUCACCGUCACGCGCAAGAUGGCAACCAUGCUCUUGAGCGUCUUUGUCUUUAACCAUCAGUUGACGAGAGGUCAAUGGCUCGGUGUGAUGAUGGUCUUUGGCGCUGUAGCGAUGGAAGCUUUGGUGGCGAUGAGGGAGAAGAAGGGCAAAAAGAAAAUUGUGAGCCUCGGUGGGAGGAAUGGGUAUGAUCUUAGAUCGAAAAAGGAAGGCUAG